AUGAAGACACUUGUUCUCCUCUCAGCCCUUGUCCUGCUAGCCUUCCAGGUCCAGGCUGAUCCUAUCAAACAGACAGAUGAAGAGACUAAAACUGAGGAGCAGCCAGGGGAAGAGGACCAGGGUGUGUCUGUCUCCUCUGAAGGCCCAGAUGGCUCUGUUCUUCAAGAUUUAGUAUCAAGAAAGGUGGCAUGCCACUGUAGAGAAAAUUCGUGCAAAAGAAAAGAACGUGUUAAUGGGACCUGCCGCAAGGGUUUCUUAACCUACAUAUUCUGCUGCCAUUGA
Apodemus sylvaticus (European woodmouse) is the source of this 282-nucleotide messenger RNA. RefSeq names its product alpha-defensin 3-like. Gene Ontology annotation, biological process: cellular response to lipopolysaccharide; innate immune response in mucosa; antibacterial humoral response. The transcript has 2 exons. The record is from RefSeq and is a predicted model, not a curated record. Gene Ontology annotation, cellular component: extracellular region; extracellular matrix. Lineage: Eukaryota; Metazoa; Chordata; Mammalia; Rodentia; Muridae. Bases 1 to 282 code for a protein of 93 amino acids.